This is a messenger RNA of Drosophila virilis, 4371 nucleotides long. RefSeq names its product intraflagellar transport protein Oseg6 (gene Oseg6). Gene Ontology annotation, molecular function: protein binding. The record is from RefSeq and is a predicted model, not a curated record. Lineage: Eukaryota; Metazoa; Arthropoda; Insecta; Diptera; Drosophilidae. Gene Ontology annotation, biological process: cilium assembly; intraciliary retrograde transport. Gene Ontology annotation, cellular component: intraciliary transport particle A; cilium.
UGAAAAACUACUUGUUGCUGCCAUAGCAACGGCUAAAAAGCGUAAACAAAAGGCGAAAAAUUUCGGGUUCUGCAAAAUGCAGCACAAGUGCAAUAGUAUUAAAAAAAAAACAUGAAUUUGUAGUAGUUUAAUGCUGAAAAUGUCGUUUGAGAAGAUAUUGUACAAAUACGAUGAGCCGCACGGCAUUGGCGACGUCUACUUCAUUUGGCAGAAGAGCGCGGGAGCUUUGCUGGCCACAACGGGCACCGAUGGCUCCGUGGCGUUGUACAAUCGCCAGGGCCAACUUGUGCAGCGCAUUAUAUUGGCCGGUUUGUGCUCUGGUUUUGCCUGGGAUUGCGAGGGUGACCUAUUGGGCAUCAUCACCAGCACAUCGCCGAAUAUAACGCUCUGGGAUUAUGCAACACAGCAGAAACUGACGGUAGAAUCGGGACUACGUGAUCCGCUCACAUGCAUACUGUGGUCCAAGCAGCAGCAACUGCUCGCUGUGGGCACAGGUCGCGGCAAUUUGUCCAUCUACAAUCAUCGCAGCGGCAAGCGUACCCCGGUGCUGGGCAAGCACAACAAGCGGAUUACAUGCGGCGCCUGGUCGGCACAAAAUCUGCUUGCUCUGGGCUCCGAUGACAAGAGUUUCUCGCUGAGCAGCGAGGAUGGCGACACGGUGCGCGUUGUCCAGCUGCGUGAUGCGCCCACAGACAUGUAUUUUGCGGAAAUGGCCAAUGAUGAGCGCAUCGCAGGUGACAAUGCCCUAAGCAUGAUCAUUGGCAAGCGUACGCUAUUUCUGUACUAUCUGCCGGAGCCGGAGAAUCCCACAGAGCUGGGCUUUCAGAGCCGGUAUGGUUCGCUGUUGCAGCACAAAUGGUUCGGCGAUGGCUAUAUACUGUUGGGCUUUUCGAAUGGUCAUGUGGUGGCAAUUUCCACGCAUCCUAAAGACGUGGGCCAGGAGCUGUGGCAAGUAAGAAAUCACAAGGAAACGCUAACCGGCUUGGCCUACUGCCCAUCACUGGACAUUGUCGCCUCCUGCGGGGAUGACAGCAUAAAAAUCCACUCGAUAACCAAUCUGCAGGAAACGGAACGCAUCAUCACAGUGCCGGAUCGCGCGAGUGUGCAAAUGAUUGACUGGUCGCCGGACGGACAACUGCUGGCGGUCACCACCAGCGGCGGCACCGUUUACACUUAUGUGACCAAGCUGCCGCACAUGUUUGCCGUCUCCGCGCCACGCUUCGUCAUGUUGAGCAGCCUGGCCGAGGUUUCGAUCUACGUUUAUGCGCCCGACAAAUCCAAAUCAUUGCCAUUUCGCCUGCCACUGGAAACGGAGCCGACGUUUUUAGCCAUUGGUCCCUAUAAUUUUGCUGCUGGAUUGGACAAGCACGUCUGGUUCUAUGAUCUGGGCAAGAGCCUGGGCGAUGAGCCGCGUCCGCUCAGUGAACGCGAUUUGCCGCAUGACAUUGCAGCCAUGAAACUGAAUGCGGAUUACUGCGCCGCACUGUGCCCGCCACAGCUCAUACUUCAGGCCAUAGCCGCAGACAAUCCUAACUGCAAGGACAAGCUGCAGGCGUGCUUUCCCAACGCGCUGCCAACCAUGCCCAGCGAUGCGGUCAUCACGUGCUUUGCCCUUAGCCAGGAGCUGCUCAUCUUUGCCACGGAUAUUGGCCACCUGGUCUUCUACUCGCUGGAAAAGUGGGACACCUGCACCAUCUAUCGCCACAGCAAUGGCAUACGUCAGCUUUUCGCAGACGUCGAGGGCACAAAAACAAUUUUCAUAGAUGAACAUGGACAGGGCUUUGUCUAUCUGCCCGCCUUAGAUCAGGAGGCGCUGUUGAUUGCGGAUCUGCCCAAGCAAUGCGUGGGCUGUCUGUGGGACUUAACGCAGUCGAACAUCUUUAUAAGCUAUGAUUCGCGUAUGGCUUAUACGCAUGUCUUUGCGCGUCACUCGGUGCGUGGCAGGCACACACAGAAGCUGGGCGAAACGAAGCUUAAUCCGGGCCAGGUGCCGCUGUUGGUGUGCGCUGGCGAAAUGGCGUUGCAUAUCGAUGGUGGCCAAUAUGCGACACAAUCCCUGAGCACACAUGUCAUCAAUCCCAGCAAUAGUCACUCGGAUAAUCUGCUGCUGCUGCUGCGGCUCAAGAAAUACGACGAGGCCUACAAGCUGUGCGAGCAGAUGCAAUUGGACAGUGCCUGGCGACAGUUUGGCGAGCAUGCAAUAGCGGAUUUGGAGCCGGAAAUAGCUCUGCGCGCCUAUCGCCAACUGGGUGAUGCUGCGCUGGUCAAGGCGCUGGACGAGCUGCGUUACAUAGAGGAUCUGCACAUGCUGAGCGGCUGCUGUUGCAUGCUGCUGGCUCAGUACGAUCAGGCCAAGGAGUAUUUGCUGAAGGGCGUUUACACACGCGCUGCACUGGAUCUCAGCCGUGAUCUGCUGCAGUGGGAUCAGGCGCUGCUGUUGGCGCACAAACAUGAGCCGCUCGAGGUGCCCUUCAUAGCGCGCGAGUACGCACAGCAGCUGGAGUUCACUGGCAACUAUGCGGAUGCUUUGUAUCACUAUGAGAAAGGCUACAAGGAGGACUUGAUAAACAAUGAGGAUACGGAACCGCCAACGCUGCUGCACAGCACGCCCGAAUACGAGGAGCAUGUGCGUCUGUGUAAAAUGGGGAUUGCGCGUACUUCCAUACGCGCAGGCGAUUUCCGACGUGGUAUUCAAUACGCUGUGGAGCUGCAGGACAAGCAGUUGCUCUUCGACUGCGCCGAGCUGCUGGCCACAGUGGGUCAUAUUACCGAGGCGGCGGGUCUGUACGAACGCGGCGGCUACUAUGAUGAGGCCUGCGGGCAUUAUAUAGCUCUUAAGAUGUGGCACAAGGCCAACAAUAUUUUGGGCCAUGUCAAGAGCAGCAAACUGCAUGCGGCCUAUGCCAAAGCCAAGGAAUCGGAUGGUCAUUUCGAGGAAGCGAUACGCAGCUAUCGCAUAGCCGGCGACUUAGAUGCCUGUGUCAGAAUCUAUCUGGAUCAUCUGUGCGAUCCACAUGCCGCCUCUGAAAUUGUGCUGGAAUCACGCUCCAUGGAUGCGGCCAAGCUGCUGGCCAAGUUCUAUCAGAAAAUUAAUGACAUUGAGCAGGCGCUGCAGUUUCUUGUUAUCUGCGGCUGUGUGGAGGAGGCUUUCGCCUUGGCCCAACGUCACAAUAAGCUGCGUCGUCAUGGCGAGCUCCUGGAACGCUACGAGAAUGCCAAAUCGGCUGACUAUCUGGCGCUGGCCCAUUACUUUGAGAGCGAGAAGUAUACGCUGCUGGCGGGCAAAUAUUACUUUCUGGCCAGGGAGUUUACCAAAGCAUUGCGCUUUCUGCUGAAAGCCUCCGCCUUCAGCAAUGAGGAGUCGCAGGCGCUUUCGCUGGCCAUUGACUGUGUGGCCACCUCCAACAAUGAGCAGCUGGCCACGCAGCUAAUUGAGUUUCUGCUGGGCGAAUCGGAUGGCGUGCCCAAAGAUCCGCGUUAUUUAUUCCGCUUGUAUAUGGCGCGCAAGCAUUACAAGGAUGCGGCCAAGACGGCUGUCAUUAUAGCCAAUCAGGAGCAACUGGCCGGCAACUACAAGUCUGCACGAGAUUUGCUUUACUCAAUGUACCAGGAGCUGCGACGCAAUAAUCUAUCGGUCACUGCCGAAAUGCGCCACAACCUGAUACUGCUGCAUCGCUAUACGCUGGUGCGCAUCCAUGUCAAGCUGGGCAAUCAUCUGCUAGCCGCCAAAUUGCUGGUGCAGGUGGCCGCCUGCAUAUCACAGUUUCCGGAGCACAUUGUGCCCAUACUCACUUCUACAGUGAUUGAAUGCCAUCGCGCAGGACUCAAGAAGUCCGCCUUUAUGUAUGCCUCCAUGCUGAUGCGUCCGGACUAUCGCAAUCAGCUGGAUACUCGUUACAUCAAGAAGAUCGAAUCGAUUGUGCGCAAAGCGCCCAAGGGCGUAAAGCAGCUGCGCGACGAAAUCGACGACGAGACUAUGGAAUGUCCCAUAUGCGAUGCCAAUUUGGCCAACAUGGAGGUCACCUGCUACAGCUGCAAGACCACGCUGCCCAUCUGCAUAGCAACGGGCCAGCACGUAAUCAAGCAACAAAUGACAUCGUGUCCGCAGUGCGAUUUUCUAUGCUUUCGCGCCGAAAUGGAAAACAUACUCUCGGAGAAUGGCGACUGUCCCAUGUGUGGGGAGCGCGUGGCGCCUGAGCAGCUGCUCGAUGUGGAGGAUAUACGCCCCUAUAUCUUGGCCGCCACCUAGACGCAAUACUUUAGUACUUAAGCAAACUAAUAGACUGCACUGAACAACACCAAAAAGUAUUUAUAAGUUCUUUAGAGCAUUUUGUACAUGAUGCCUGGCACCAAUUACACUGAUACAGAAAA